GAGCAGUCAGUGGCCUAGCCGACUCCCCGAUACAUAAACGUCUCUUCAUUAUUCCUCAAGUUUACACAUAAACUUGCGGAUUCAAGAAAUUUAUUCUUCAAUAAGUAUUACGACCCAUUAUGGAAUCAGUUAAAAUAUUCAAGUUCUAUAAUUUGUACAAGUCGUGAUUAAUCAUUUCCGUACUAAAUACACCAUUAUUGUUUAAAAUUUUCUUAUAAAAAUAAUGGGCUACGGGUUUUCUCGAAGGCAGUGGGUGACGAUUGCCGUUAUUUCAAUAGCAGACUUUUGUAAUGCAAUAUGUGUAGCGCUGCAGGCGCCGUUCUACCCUCAAGAGGCCGAGAAGAAGCAAUGUUCGGCGACGGAGUACGGCCUGGUGUUCGGCGUGUUCGAGCUGGUGGUGUUCCUGGUGAGCCCGCUGUACGGCGCGCACCUCAACCGCCUCGGGCCCAAGCUGCUCUUCAACGGCGGCAUCCUCACCACCGGCGCCUGCGCCAUCCUCUUCGGGAUGCUGGACAAGGUGGAGGGGCACGGCGCGUUCAUCACGCUGAGCUUCGUGAUCCGCAUGGUGGAGGCCAUGGGCAACGCAGCCUUCCUCACCGCCUCCUUCGCCAUCAUCGCCAAGGAGUUCCCCAAUAACGUCGCUAUCAUGUUUGCGUCGUUGGAGACGUUCUUCGGGCUGGGCCUGAUCGUGGGCCCGGCGCUGGGCGGCGCGCUGUACGCGCUGGGCGGGUACACACUGCCGUUCGCCGUGCUGGGCUCGGCGCUCUUCUGCGCCGCCAUCAUGAGCUGCGUGGCGCUGCCCCGCACCAACGACGACGAGGACCUGCGCCCGGCCGGACCCAGCAUCUUCACGCUGCUGCGGGUGCCGGGCGUGCUGCUGGCGGCCACGAGCAUCAUGUGCACCAGCAUGAGUAUCGGCUUCCUGCAGGCCACGCUCGAGCCGCACCUGCGGCAGUUCAGCUUCUCGCCCAUGAUCCUGGGGCUGAUGUUCGUGAUCAACGGCGGCGUGUACGCGGUGUCGGCGCCGGCGUGGGGCUGGCUGUGCGACCGGCCCGCGGUCAAGCCCAAGUACAUCACAGUGCUGGGCUGCGCCUUCAUCGCCGCUGCCUUCCUGCUCAUCGGCCCUGCACCCUUCAUUUAUGAUCAGACGUUGCUCUGGGUAACAGUGCUAGGCUUAGUGCUACACGGAUUAGGCAUGGGCAGUCAGCUAGUAGCUUCCUUCGCAGACGCGCUCGGUACUGCUAUAGCGAGUGGGCUGCCUAAUUCUAUAGAGACGUAUGGACUGGUUUCCGGUAUGUGGACGUCCACCUUCGCGCUGGGAGCGUUCAUCGGGCCCACGGUCUCCGGUCUUCUGUUUGAUUCCAUAGGCUUCAAAAGUUCUACGAUGUUUAUUUUCAUAUUGAAUCUGGUAGUGAUGUUGAUGGUGGUGGUGUACCUGUGGACGUCGGACCGCGCGUCGAAGCUGGACGUGUCGGUGUCGGCCGGCGACCUGCUACAGAUCGACGGCACGCUGGACGGCAGCGUGCUCAUCGGCGACGAGUACCCCACCGCCACGCAACGCGCCAAGAGCCACCGGCGCGGCAUCAGCGUGGAGCAGUCGCGGCCGCCGGCCAUGAACAGCCUGAUCGCGUGCUCCAGCUACAAGAACCGGCGCUCGCCGUGGAGCCAGCGCACGCCGCGCUACCGCCCCUCCUACGGCAGCCUGGACGCGCGCUUCCGAGGCGCAAUGUCCGUCGUGUAAACCCUCACAUUCUUGCCAACUGACAAUUUAAAAAACCAAUCGUAAAUUGUCAGUAGAGAAACAAAUAUGUGUUCAAAGGCGUACUUAUCUUCUAAGUGUAAGGCGUGAGUGCACGCUCAUAUUGGGCAUGCAGCGGGGCGAGCUUGCGGCGUGCAUGUAAAACAAUUGAAGGGUACUCAUACAAGGGUAUGCACGCUCGCCCGCCCCGCCGAGCGCUCCGCACGAGCGUCCACUAAGGCCUUACACUAACGGCUCAGCCACGACAUUGGUCUAAGCGCGACAGCGGCGAGCGUCGGCUAUACAUUGAAGCGAGACACAGCGAUGGGACUUUUCAUUCGCACGUAUGGCUGCCGCUCACCGCUGUCGCGCUUAGACCAAUGUCGUGGCUGGGCCGUAAGGCUGAUUUAUACGGCGCGUGAGCUUGACUGCUUUUUAGUUAAAUUGCGGACUACUUGAGCUUACAUUAAUGUAGCCGACCGAUCAAAUAAUGCAACGUGAUGUAACUCGCAUGCGAGUUGUCGCAUCGUCUAAUCGAGCCCUAACUUUUAAGCAGCUGAAAGAUAAAAUAAAUAAUAGUUAAACUACA
Molecule: messenger RNA, 2327 nt
Organism: Leguminivora glycinivorella
Lineage: Eukaryota; Metazoa; Arthropoda; Insecta; Lepidoptera; Tortricidae
Product: MFS-type transporter SLC18B1-like
Exons: 10
Coding region: 224-1741 (505 amino acids)
Biological process (GO): transmembrane transport
Molecular function (GO): transmembrane transporter activity
Source: RefSeq, a predicted model, not a curated record